Rubroshorea leprosula is the source of this 466-nucleotide messenger RNA. NCBI's taxonomy places the organism in Eukaryota, Viridiplantae, Streptophyta, Magnoliopsida, Malvales, Dipterocarpaceae. The record is from the annotation of a GenBank genome assembly.
ACUUUGCAAGUUCAAGAGAAAGGGUGAGACGGCAAGGGAUGAAGCAUGGAGGAAAAAUGCGGAUACUCACAAGAUGGAUACAGGAGAUCAAAGGAGAGCAACAGGGGUGGAGCAGUCCAAGAGGCCACCGGGACACCACCUGUAACAACAAAGAAGCAGGCUGCCCUUCAGCAUCACCACCAUUGCCAUGUCCGGCCUCCUCCUCAGCGCCGCCAUUGGGUACAUGGUGUUUUAUACGAAAAGAAGGGCGGAAGUCGCCACCAUGGAUUUUUUUGCAAAGGAGGCCGCUGUGGAUGUUGCUUAGGUGGUCACAGGGGUCGCAGACCACAGGGUUACUCACACCAGAAAGUAGAUACAGAUGAGACCUAGGCAAACAGUUUCUAUAUAGUCCUUUUUUGUAGAACAUAUGGAACCAAGCAAAUUCUUGUUCUUAAGCUAGUAAAUGUAAUGAAAGUUUUCGGUUUUC